AUGUCUCAAGAGAUGGACGAUCUCUAUGUGAAACAGAUACAGGAUAAAUUUGAGAUGUGUAUGGUAGGAGAACUAUCUUAUUUUCUGGGAUUUCAAACAAAGAAAAUAAAUGAGGAAAUUUUUACCUUUCAAAGCAAAUAUGCCAAAAAUUUAAUGAAUAAAUAUGGCCUUGAAAGUGCCUGUGCUAAAAGAACUCCUACUCCAACUCAUGUAAAAAUGUCAAAAGACUCCAGGAGAACUAAUGUUGAUAAGAGUCUCAAUAGGAGUAUCAUUGAGGGUUUGCUUAAUUUGACUGCCAGCAGACCUGACAUUGCCUCUGCCAUUGGUGUAUGUGUUAGAUAUCAGUCUUGUCCUAAAAACAAUCAUUUACUCAGUGCAAAGAGAAUCAUCAAAUACAUAAAUAGCACUAGCGAAUAUGGCUUAUUGUAUACCCUUGAUACCAGUAGCUCUCUAGUUGCCUACUAUGAUGUUGAUUAG
This is a messenger RNA of Benincasa hispida (wax gourd), 477 nucleotides long. The record is from RefSeq and is a predicted model, not a curated record. Lineage: Eukaryota; Viridiplantae; Streptophyta; Magnoliopsida; Cucurbitales; Cucurbitaceae.